AUAUCUUACGGCUUAAAGAUUGUGGACUUAAAGAGGUAAAAGUCGCGUGUAUCUACAGCAGAUAUAUCGUAACUAUCGUAAUUAUAGCUGUUACUAUUUGAUAAUACCGCUUUAUCUUGUGCAAGUUUCUUCUGAUGUACAUUCUAUACUAGACUCAUUCAUAGCAUUCAUUCUAUAGUAUUCAUGUGAUGUAACACAUAAAACUGUAUGUCACGUGUGUUAAGAACUGUCACGUGGUCACAUAAUUGCAUGUGCUGUCUUUCACGGUCUAUUACAUUUUUAGUCUUUGACAGACCACAGCUAAUUCGAGUGCUAACGCUCGUGACACUUAACCUACUUCCCACAGUGACGAGUUGAUACAAUAUCAAAAGAGUCUUGAAGCUCUCGGGUCAUACCGUGAUAGAUCUCGGAGUCAGGUAGAAUUUUCAAUUCAAGAUGGCAGAGACACUAGAGUUUACACCAGUAUACGACGAUGUCACUGCGAAAUUCCUCGAGAAUGAAUUUGCGAGGCUUAAGGGUAAGUGGUAGAUUUCGCAGAAGCGCAUUGUUUGAACUGUAUAAAUUCGAUGCGUGUCGACUCGAUAAACUCCAUCUCUCUGUAUGCGACGCGAGUCAUUUGCACGGCGCAUAAUAGAAGUCGAAGGCUGUCGUCGAUUCUGAGUCAUCGUGUACAAACAUUCGCAUUUACUGAGAUAAAUAUAAAGAAUAUAAUAGAAAUAACUAUAAAGUUACGUAGGAGAAAAAUAAAUCGACGUGCUCUUACUUCAGGAGAAUGUUAUGUGGAUCAUGCGGGCGCAACUCUGUACUCGGAUACGCAGAUCAGAGACGUCGCAGCCGAUCUACAUCGCUGUCUUUAUGCUAACCCGCACUCGGUCGGUAUUCCCAGUUCAUCGACGCGAGAUAUCAUCGAUCAUAUGAGAGAUCGAAUUUUGAGUCACUUCAAUACUAUUCCGGACGAGUAUAGCGUUGUCUUCACUUCGGGCGCUACGGCGAGCCUGAAAACAAUUGCAGAAGCGUUCUUGUUCGAGGCGCAUGGAAGUAACGGGACGGGGCGACAUACGGGAAAUUUUGUUUAUGUCCAAGACAAUCAUACAUCGGUCCUCGGGAUGCGAGAUGUAGUCGCUGCCAGAGGUGCCGAGGUCAUUUGUCUCGAUCAUGAUCAGGCAUUUCAAACUUUCGAGCAGUACACGACUUCUCGCGAUCCCGACGACGAAAGGCGUAAGAGCGGCAAUUCGCUUUUCGUGUACUCUGCGCAAUGCAAUUUUUCCGGGUUUAAAUAUCCACUUAAAUGGAUCAGGGAUGUACACGCGGGAGCAUUAUCCGCUGUCGUCGGUGAACAAUCAACCGGCUGGUAUGUUCUACUCGACGCCGCCAGUUUUGCGCCGACGAAUAAUCUGGAUUUGUCUAUUUUCAAACCAGACUUUGUGUCUCUGUCUUUUUACAAAAUGUUCGGCUAUCCGACCGGCAUCGGCGCUCUGCUGGUUAAGAAUUCUAGCGCAGACGUCCUGGGAAAGAUUUAUUACGGCGGCGGUACCGUGGACGUCGCUCUCGCUUCUGAAAUGUUUCACAGGAAACGUCGAAUGUUACAUCAAAGAUUCGAAGACGGAACCUUGCCGUACUUAUCGAUUGCGUCGUUGCGAUACGGCUUCGACAUAUUGUCGAAACUCACUAUGGACAAGAUAUCGGAGCACGUUUUCUCCCUCGCCAAAAUUUUCCAUCAUUCCUUAUUAACGUUGCAUCAUCGUAACGGCAAAUCGGCCGCAAAAUUGUACGCAGACUCUGAUUACGAGGAUCGUAACUCGCAGGGAGGUAUCGUUACGUUCAAUCUCAUCCGUUCCAACGGCGAAUACGUGGGUUAUAUGGAAGUCGUAAAUAUGGCAGCGCUAUUUAAAAUACAUCUCAGGACGGGUUGCUUUUGUAAUCCCGGUGCGUGCCAGAGACACUUAUGCCUCGCGACCGAGACGAUUCUUAAAAAUUAUGAAGCGGGAUACGUGUGCGGCGGUACCGUAGAUAUAGUGAAUCGAAAGCCCACCGGAGCUGUGAGAGUCUCUUUUGGCUAUAUGUCCACGAUUCAAGACGUCGAGACGGUUUUACUCAUGAUUACAAAGUGUUUCGUUGACGGACCGAGCAUCAAAAAAUUUCCGGAAUGGUGGGAAGACUACAGAGUGAAAACUGCUAAAAAAUAUAAAGAAAAACAUUUUUACAAUUCCAACAUCUUAGAUCAAGCCACUAUUAACCCGAAUAACGAUAAGAAUAAUAUGAACAGUAAUAUGAGGAACAAUCUCCACGGUAAAAACGAAAAUCUCAAUGGCAUUGUGAGUUUUGUCAACUUUGAUAAAACGAUUAUGCGAGCAAACAAAUGCAUCUUGCAGCGAUUAUUUAUUUAUCCUAUAAAAUCGUGCGGCGCGUAUGAGAUUGUAGACAUGUGGAAUCUAAAUUCAAAGGGUCUAGAAUACGACAGAGAGUGGAUGAUAGUAACAUCCUCUGGAAUUUGUUUAACUCAAAAACAUCAAACGAAUUUGUGCUUAUUGAAGCCUGUUAUUCUUAGAAAAAAAAAUAUCAUGGAACUGUCAUAUCCAGGAAUGCCAACAAUUGUAGUAUCUUUACAGACUACUUAUAAAGAAUCAAUUAAGCAUUCUAUAUAUCAAAGUAGAGUGUGCGAGAGCAGAGUAGAAGGUAUUGAUUGUGGAUUAGAAGUUUCUGAGUGGCUAAGUUUGGCACUGGGAAAACCAAACCUCAGAUUAAUUAGACAAAGUCAAGGGAGGCAAAAAAAAGGAUCAGACAAGGAAUUAUCAUUUUGUACUCAGGCACAAUAUUUGGCAGUAAAUGAUGCGAGUGUGUCAUGGCUCAUUGACAAGGUAUCUGAUGAUAUAGAUUUCAAGAAAGAUACAGCUGUGCAUCGAUUCCGGGGAAACAUUAUCCUGAAAGGUUGCAAUGCUUUUGAAGAAAUGCAAUGGCAAUACAUUCGUAUUGGGAAUAACAAUUUCAAGGUAAAUGGCCCUUGCACAAGAUGUCAAAUGAUAUGUAUUGAUCAAACAACUGGCAGGAAGACUAUUGAGCCAUUAAGAACAUUAGCAGAAGAAUUUCAUGGAAAGCUAAAAUUUGGAAUUUACUUGACAAGAUUAGGGAUUACGCAAGGCGUACUUAAAAUUGGUGAUGAUAUUCACUAUUCUUGAAUACGUAAUGUUUCAUGAACAUUAUUAACUGUUGAAUGGCUUAUGGUUAUAUUACACACACAUUAAUAUUAAUUUACCAGAAGCCUAUUAUCGAGAAAUCUCCUAUUUUAUUUUAUAUGUGCUAAUGAUUUAACUGUACCUGAUUUUUAAUAAAACUUUUAUAAUAAUA
Odontomachus brunneus is the source of this 3345-nucleotide messenger RNA. It is a transcript of the gene mal, whose product is annotated as molybdenum cofactor sulfurase 1. Lineage: Eukaryota; Metazoa; Arthropoda; Insecta; Hymenoptera; Formicidae. The transcript has 6 exons. The record is from RefSeq and is a predicted model, not a curated record. Bases 567 to 3176 code for a protein of 869 amino acids. Gene Ontology annotation, molecular function: molybdenum cofactor sulfurtransferase activity; molybdenum ion binding; pyridoxal phosphate binding. Gene Ontology annotation, biological process: Mo-molybdopterin cofactor biosynthetic process.